Messenger RNA from Aspergillus tanneri, 495 nucleotides. RefSeq lists its product as uncharacterized. The record is from RefSeq and is a predicted model, not a curated record. The transcript has a single exon. NCBI's taxonomy places the organism in Eukaryota, Fungi, Ascomycota, Eurotiomycetes, Eurotiales, Aspergillaceae. Bases 1 to 495 code for a protein of 164 amino acids.
AUGGCCCCCAAUCUCUUCCUCUGUCUGCGAAAGGCUUUCUGCCCGAUCUACUGGUUCCAACGCGGGGAACGCAUCCAAGGAUCCAUCCACAAAGAAGAACAUUGGGAAUCUCCUGUCCCAGGCAUCUACAAGUACAUUCCGGCCCGCGGAUGGCACCUGAUCUACAGGGAUGGCAACGAGUACGAGGAGAAAGUUCCCGUUCCCCUGGUUUAUUGUCGCAUCCUACACCGCCACAUAUUCGAACAUGAAAUGGAAGAACGAUGUUCCUGGCACUCGGUGACCGUGCAUGAAGGGGCCGAAUCUGAAAAGUUUCUCUUUUUCCUUCUCGAUGACGGCUGUACCUGGGUAGCAGGAUGGGACUCCAAGGGCAAGUUCAUCCCCGGGCCGUAUCAAAAAUGGUAUCUGGAUGCGGAAACGAACACCAUGCGUCGUACCUUGUUUCCUGAUAGUGCCAACGUCUCUCGCUGCAGCAUUCUUGCAACCAAGCUGAAUUAG